Molecule: messenger RNA, 303 nt
Organism: Symbiodinium sp. CCMP2456
Lineage: Eukaryota; Dinophyceae; Suessiales; Symbiodiniaceae
Source: the annotation of a GenBank genome assembly
GCCGGUGAUGAGGAAUCCGAGCAGAGAGAGCUACUCAAGCAGAGCAUGAUCUUGCAGAAGCAGAAGGAGCUCGAUGUCGAGCGCAACACAAGGGAGGUUAAGGCAGCCGACAACGAGGUCCGGCGCCUGACAGCCGACCUCGAAGCGGCCAAGAACGAGCUGGAGCCCUUGGAAGAGUAUUACGAACAAGUGAAGCAGCGCUGCGUGAAGAAAGUUACUCGCGAAGACAUCAUGCAGAAACGGCAGCGGGAGAUUGAAGGCUUGAAGGAAGCUCUGGCGGUGCUGGAGGGCGAAGCCGGCUUG